UAAUUUAUUUUUUCUAGUUCAAUUCCAUAUCUUUUCACCGUCUCUCUCUCUCUCUAGUCUCUACGCGUUUCAGCGUUAAGUUUUUUCUAGAUCUUCUCUACCUUCCUUCACGCCGUUAUAACAAAAAAAACUCUCUGAUCAGUCAAUAGAAUCCAUCGGAACAGCGUUGUUGUUUUUUUGUUCCCAGUAGAGAGAGAGAGAGAGAGAGAGAGAACACAAAAAAAAAAGAAGAUGGCGCAACAGCAACAAUCGUUGAUCUACAGUUUCGUGGCUAGAGGGACGGUGAUCCUGGUGGAGUUCACCGACUUCAAGGGAAAUUUCACAUCGAUCGCUGCACAGUGCCUCCAAAAGCUUCCUUCUUCCAACAACAAGUUCACCUACAACUGCGAUGGUCAUACCUUCAAUUACUUGGUUGAAAAUGGAUUCACUUAUUGUGUGGUUGCAGUUGAUUCUGCUGGGAGGCAGAUUCCUAUGGCUUUCUUGGAGCGAGUUAAGGAGGAUUUCAACAAGAGAUAUGGUGGUGGCAAGGCUGCUACUGCUCAACCCAACUCCUUGAAUAAGGAAUUUGGGUCGAAACUGAAAGAGCACAUGCAGUAUUGUAUGGAUCAUCCUGAUGAGAUUAGCAAGCUUGCUAAGGUUAAAGCUCAAGUUUCUGAAGUUAAAGGUGUCAUGAUGGAAAACAUUGAGAAGGUCCUUGACCGUGGUGAGAAAAUCGAACUUUUGGUGGACAAAACCGAAAACCUUCGCUCACAGGCGCAAGAUUUCAGAACACAAGGGACUCAAAUGAGAAGAAAGAUGUGGUUUCAGAACAUGAAGAUAAAACUCAUUGUUCUUGCAAUCAUCAUCGCCUUGAUCCUCAUCAUCGUCCUCUCAGUCUGCGGUGGCUUCAACUGCGGCAAAUAAGUCUUGGAACAUUUCUGAUUUCCGAGAACAUCAUCCUCAUUCAGUUUGUUGUUUUUUUUUUUCUUUUGUGGUUUAAAAUUUCUCAUGGCUAUGUUUCUCUUGCUUAGAUUUGCACUUGUUGAAAUUGGUUUUGUAUAGGUCAUAUAUAUAUGUAUGAAACUGAUUCUUGCAAACCAUUUACUUCGACCUAAUUUGAACGCUUGUGUUUGCUUUGGUC
This is a messenger RNA of Raphanus sativus (radish), 1120 nucleotides long. RefSeq names its product vesicle-associated membrane protein 722. Gene Ontology annotation, cellular component: membrane. Gene Ontology annotation, biological process: vesicle-mediated transport. NCBI's taxonomy places the organism in Eukaryota, Viridiplantae, Streptophyta, Magnoliopsida, Brassicales, Brassicaceae. The record is from RefSeq and is a predicted model, not a curated record. The coding region runs from base 232 to 903 and encodes 223 amino acids. The transcript has 5 exons.